AUAGUGUUAAGACAAUGUAUGUGGUCGCCGCGAUCCUGCGGCGCCGCGGAGAGUUGACUAUGAGACUUUGAUCGUCGGUGGUGGAAUGUGGCUGUGAAGGAGGUGCAAGAUGGCGGCAGUCGCCGGCCUGUACGGACUGGGGGACGACCAGCGGGGAAGGCACCGGCGCGGCCAGGCCAACGCUGAGCGCUCCGAGUCCAGGGAUGACAACACAGAGGCGUCGCUGCCGAAAUUAGGCAGUCAAGAAGAAGAACAGGUCCGGCCGCCUCCGGGUGGUGUAGUGACAUUUGAACCGAUUCAACAUGACCACGACUUCUGCGAGAGAGUCGUGAUCAAUAUAAGCGGACUCAGAUUUGAAACACAACUACGGACACUCAACCAAUUUCCCGAAACACUAUUAGGGGACCCUGCAAGACGGAUCAGAUACUUUGAUCCCAUAAGGAACGAGUAUUUUUUCGACCGGAACAGACCGUCUUUCGACGCCAUCCUGUAUUACUACCAGAGCGGCGGGCGCCUGCGCCGCCCGGUCAACGUACCACUGGACGUAUUCUCGGAAGAGAUCAAGUUCUACGAGCUAGGAGAACAGGCCACUAACAAAUUCCGUGAGGAUGAGGGAUUCAUAAAGGAGGAAGAGAAACCCCUGCCCUCCAACGAGAGGCAACGCAAAGUUUGGCUGCUGUUCGAAUACCCAGAAAGCUCCCAAGCCGCCCGAGUUGUCGCCAUCAUCUCGGUCUUCGUCAUUCUGCUGUCCAUCGUUAUUUUCUGUCUUGAAACCCUUCCGGAAUUCAAACACUAUAAGGUGUUCAAUACCACGACCAACGGUACUAAAAUCGAAGAGGACGAAGUUCCCGAUAUCACUGACCCGUUCUUCUUGAUAGAGACGCUUUGUAUUAUUUGGUUUACAUUCGAAUUGAUAGUUCGGUUUCUGGCCUGUCCAAACAAGUUUAAUUUCUUUAGAGAUGUGAUGAAUAUAAUAGACAUAAUUGCUAUAAUACCAUAUUUCAUCACGUUGGCCACCGUUGUCGCGGAAGAAGAAGAUACGCUGAACCUCCCGAGAGCUCCAGUUUCGCCUCAAGACAAAUCAACAAAUCAAGCCAUGAGUCUCGCUAUACUCCGUGUGAUCCGACUCGUGCGGGUGUUCCGUAUAUUCAAGCUAUCCCGUCAUUCAAAAGGACUGCAGAUAUUGGGACGAACUUUGAAGGCGUCUAUGAGAGAACUUGGUUUGCUAAUAUUCUUCCUCUUUAUUGGUGUGGUGCUGUUUUCAUCUGCGGUGUACUUCGCGGAAGCCGGAAGUGAGAACAGCUUCUUCAAAUCCAUACCUGAUGCGUUUUGGUGGGCGGUCGUGACAAUGACGACCGUAGGAUACGGCGACAUGACGCCUGUUGGAGUGUGGGGUAAGAUCGUGGGGUCGCUGUGUGCCAUUGCUGGUGUGCUCACCAUCGCGCUGCCCGUCCCCGUCAUCGUAUCCAACUUCAACUACUUCUACCAUCGCGAGACAGACCAGGAGGAGAUGCAGUCGCAGAAUUUCAACCACGUUACCAGUUGCCCCUAUCUGCCCGGGACUAUUGGUGAACCCUAUUUAAUUUCAGGCCCGAUCAAAAAGUCGUCUGUCAGCGAUGACUCGUCCUCUGAGAUGAUGGAACUGGAAGACUCUGUUCUCGUGGCGGAUCCACAGCUUGAGAGCAGUAUGCGGCGCCUUCGUGAAGAAGAACGCCUCAUUCUGGAGCAACAGGCCGCCAUGGAGGCCGCCGGUACGACGGAUGACAUCGCAAAACUCGAGCAACUGGACUUGCUACGUCAUAAUCAACUACGACAAAUAGAACUGCUGAAGCGACAAGCCAAGCUGGCCAAGCGUGCUACCCCGCAAGAGGAGCCCGAGGUCCGUCGGCGCCACACCGCCGGCCGCGCUGCCCUGCACGAAGGCGCGCACGGAUCUUGCCCGGGAGCCACCCAUGGCGCCAUCUGCGGGUACGGCACCGCGUAUAUGAUCGGCCACGGGUCCUCGCACGCAUUCACCGCGGCGCACGUGGCUAGCCACGGCUCUGCGCACGGCUCUGGCUACGACUCCGACGAUGUAGCCGUUUGCGGGCCCACAUGCAGUGCUGGCCUCGGAGGCGCCCGGUGCACCGUGCGAGUCAAUCGCCUGCACGCAGCCGCCGCCACGGCAUUCGAGACGGACGUCUGACCAACGAUAGAUAUAGACAUACAUCACGAUGCUGGACGAUUUUAAGUGUAAGGCGAGCCGGGAAGAGGACGCGCACACUGUGUGGCGCGGCCGACUGCCUGCACGCUCGCCGCCCGCGUGCCAUGUGUGAGCGCUCGUUCCCCGCACGCCUUACGCCCGCGAACACCAACCAAGCCAUGCCCCAUCUACAGGAGUGCCCCUAGUUCACCCGCAACUCGUUCCCACCAGUUAUUAACUAUGCCCGGACAGAUCGCAAGCUGGAGGUGAAAUUGGCAUAUCUGUAGAUGAAAAAAACAGGUGUUAAUUAUUUAUGAACUAUUUAUAGGUGCUUACGUUUCGAACUAUACUUUAGUUAAACGGUUAAAAUCCUAGCAAUCGAGUUUUUAAAUAAAUCUUUGAAUACGCUUGUACCUACUAGAUAUGAGUGCGAUAUGCUUUGGCCAUCAUUGUAAAUAAAUCCAGAAGGCUUACCUACCGCUUAGUACACUUUAUACAAUUAGAUACACGUGUUAAAUUAGGAACGAUAAUUCUGACAUGAGAGAUUUAAACAAAAUAGGCCUACGAUAAUUCAAUUCUGAGAAGCAACAUGUAACCGCUGCAUUUCGCGAUACGUGAACAGUGCUAUCCCUUGACGUGACUGCCUCAAAGAUAAGGCGCGGCGGCGAAGACGCAGUGAAGUGACGACGUUUGCUCCCGCGUAUCUAUAUUGUCCACCGAUGAAACACUACGACGUUACUAAAAAUUGUAUCCAUUUUUUUGUAACAGCGUAGUAAACCCGUUUGACUAUGCCAAACAUGACUGUUGGGAUCAAAUACAAGCGACUCGGAAAACAGUGAGUCGACUAAAUUGUUACUACAUAGCCGCACUCGACCAGUAGGUACGAUCAUAAUCUGAACAUUGCUCCGAAUCCAUGCCGGUGAGUUGUCCCGAUCUCUCGCAAUUCGAUCGGUCCCGACUCACAAAUCGGCUGUAUUCAAGGCAUCAUGCACCAGAUCGUGUCCAGGUUUUUGCCGCUCGGCCACAAUCGCUUCCGUGCUUAGUCUAAAUAUUUAAACGAUUCUGCAAUAGUGUUUAGAGUUGGUUUGAGGUCCGGUGUAACGCGGUCUUGUUGAUUAGAACGAUGUUGUGAAUCAAAUAUAUCAACCUCGGUCAAUUGGUCAGAAAAGUAGUCGUAAGUUAUUUAAGUUAUGGAGACUUAAUGCCAGUGUAUACACACUUAGACACGGCAGUGGCCGCAGUCCUCGUCCCCUAAGCUCAUCUUUACUAUGACAUUAAAAUAGUCACAAACACGUAGGUAUUAGUACAGCAAAAUUAUCUGACCGGUGGCAGAUUCGCUGUUAUCGCAAGCGAAACCAUUCACUUCCAAUUUCGGAAACCGGGCCAGAUAAUUUUCCUGUGCUCUAUCUGCGAUUAGUGAAUCGAAAGCUCUUUUAGAGAUUGUGUCGAAUUUUUAGUAACUGCAUUUCAGUGUCAUAGAAAUUCUGGGCCCAGUUCUUGAUACAGCCUCGGCCACAAUGCACGCGACCCUAAUUGGUUAUUUACUUGUAGCUAUUAACAUAACAUUAUAUCAUACGAUAAUAUUAAAAUGCUUUAUUCAUUAGGUAUACAAUGCGGGUGGGUUGUGAGCAAUGGAACGUUGGCGACAGAUCGGUAUCGAACUAGUAUAAUUUCGUCAAACAACCGUUUGGCGACCAAAUUUCUAGUCAUUAAUUUAACAAAAAGAUUGGGAUGUAUUAUUUAUUAGGUUCACUAACAUCCGAUAAUAAGCAGUAAGCUUAGUGGAUAAAAAUCACAUAAACUGAUCAAACCAUUCGUCAAGAGCCUGGUAUAAUUAGGCACAUUCUAGGACAACACAGACGGGAGCUAUUACACAUGAUAUUACUACCCA
Molecule: messenger RNA, 4073 nt
Organism: Pararge aegeria (speckled wood butterfly)
Lineage: Eukaryota; Metazoa; Arthropoda; Insecta; Lepidoptera; Nymphalidae
Gene: shaker
Product: potassium voltage-gated channel protein Shaker
Exons: 11
Coding region: 110-2185 (691 amino acids)
Biological process (GO): potassium ion transmembrane transport; protein homooligomerization
Cellular component (GO): membrane; voltage-gated potassium channel complex
Molecular function (GO): protein binding; delayed rectifier potassium channel activity
Source: RefSeq, a predicted model, not a curated record